ACGACUUCUCGACAACCACGCCAACCUCGCCCAUUUCCGCCGUUCAACCCUCCCCCUUCACAUCGCCAAAAUGUCUGACGCCGGAGAGAUCGAAGUCGAGCAGCCCCAGGGCUACCCCGUCCUGCCCAAGGAGGUUGCAUCCGAGAUUGGCAGCGUCAAGCUGUUCAACAAGUGGAGCUACGAGGAUGUCGAGAUCAGAGAUAUCUCUUUGACCGACUACAUCCAGAUCCGUCAGCCCGUCUACCUCCCCCACUCUGCUGGUCGUUACGCCCAGAAGAGAUUCCGCAAGGCCCAGUGCCCCAUCAUUGAGCGUCUCACCAACGCCCUCAUGAUGAACGGCCGCAACAACGGAAAGAAGAUCAUGGCCGUCCGCAUCGUCGCCCACGCCUUCGAGAUCGUUCACAUCAUGACCGACCAGAACCCCAUCCAGAUCGCCGUCGACGCCAUCGUCAACUGCGGUCCCCGUGAGGACUCCACCCGUAUUGGUUCCGCCGGUACCGUCCGUCGCCAGGCCGUCGAUGUCUCUCCCCUCCGCCGUGUCAACCAGGCCAUUGCCCUCUUGACCAUCGGUGCCCGUGAGGCCGCUUUCCGCAACAUCAAGUCUGUUGCCGAGUGCCUUGCUGAGGAGCUCAUCAACGCCGCCAAGGGUUCUUCCAACUCCUACGCCAUCAAGAAGAAGGACGAGCUCGAGCGUGUCGCCAAGUCCAACCGAUAAACGUAUCGCCUGGGCAGGCAUGCAAGGGAGGGAGAGGACGUGUUGGGUUUUCGAAAAGAACAUACAAAGAAUGGCAAGCCUUGUCUCUUUUUGCUUCAAUGCUGGCUUUGUCACGUUUCUGCUUUCUUCAAAAGGACCAACAUUUUUCUCUCUUGAACGUGAGAUGAAAAAAACCAACCACCAUUCCCCCGGAAAGAGGUGUAUCGUUCCCGUGUGAUCUAACAGGGCUGGAAAACAUGGGCGUUCUUCUUUUUCUUCCUUCUAAUGAUCUGGUGCUAUGCGACAGGGCUAGCUU
Messenger RNA from Aureobasidium pullulans EXF-150, 1010 nucleotides. RefSeq names its product 40S ribosomal protein S5. Gene Ontology annotation, molecular function: mRNA binding; structural constituent of ribosome; rRNA binding. Lineage: Eukaryota; Fungi; Ascomycota; Dothideomycetes; Dothideales; Saccotheciaceae. Gene Ontology annotation, cellular component: ribosome; cytosolic small ribosomal subunit. Bases 71 to 715 code for a protein of 214 amino acids. The transcript is spliced from 3 exons. The record is from RefSeq and is a predicted model, not a curated record. Gene Ontology annotation, biological process: translation; ribosomal small subunit assembly.